Molecule: messenger RNA, 1084 nt
Organism: Laccaria bicolor S238N-H82
Lineage: Eukaryota; Fungi; Basidiomycota; Agaricomycetes; Agaricales; Hydnangiaceae
Exons: 4
Coding region: 41-1084 (347 amino acids)
Molecular function (GO): peroxidase activity
Source: RefSeq, a predicted model, not a curated record
CACUGCCAAACUGUCCCGCCCGCUCGCAUCGAAGACUAACAUGGCUGCCAGCACUCAAACGAAAGGAUUCCCGGACAAUCACCACUUCAUCCCCCCGAAGCCCUCUCAAAGUCGUUCCCCAUGUCCCGCUCUGAACGCAAUGGCGAAUCAUGGGUAUAUCUCGCGAGAAGGAACGCAAGUCACAUUCUUCAAGUUGAUCAUUGCUCUAGUGAAAGUGUACAAUAUCUCUGUUCCGCUUGCCUUCCUGCUUGCCUUUGUGGGUUUCUUGACUUGUGGUCGGCUCUCGUUUUAUUCUCCAGCGGACGAUAGUCAAGAUCUUCCCAUUCAUCACUCUGGACCCUCAACAUCCGCAAGUAAACUUCUGUUCCAGGAUUUUGCCAAGCUCCGGCGUCUGCGUAGCUUUCCCCCGCGUCUCCGAUGGACCCUGGACCUGGCGUCCCUCUCUCAGCGCGGUGCAACAAAGAUCACGCACGAUGCUUCCCUAGUUCACCCAAAUACUCUCCCGUCAACCUCCCCCGACCCCGGGCUUGUCUCUAGUUUCCUUGGCUAUGCAGUCGACCACGUUCAUCCCAAGCGUCAACUCGGGCUUACACUAGUGGACAUCGCACACUUGCACGCGUCUCGAGAGGCGUCUUCUCCGAGUCCUCUCAGCUCCUUUCACGAGCAGAUCGCGUUGGGGGAGUGUGGCCUAGCUUGGUUGGUUCUUCGUCCUCAUUGUCUCAAUCGCAAGGCAAGCGAGCAAGAGGACGUUAUUCCGUUGUGCGUUCUUGAGCAAUGGUUUGGUGAGGAGCGGCUUCCUGAAGGGUGGUGGGAUGUCGGAGGUUCUCGGCCGAUAAAACAAUUUGGUUUGCUUGAGGCGAGGAGGAGGGCAGAAGAUGUAGGGAAAUUUAUUCAUGAUGCUUCUCAGUGGUAUUUCUGUAACUUGGGACGCCCGUCCUUUUUUUCUUGCUCUGAGCCUGUGCCCGCGCCACGCUCAAUUUUCCUGCUCCAACUUCGAGGCAGCUUCCUUCGUGUAUCUCGGAUUUUCAAAUUGGCGUCUUACAUUACCUUCUUAAUUCGCGCCCUCCCACUCCACCCUCGUUAG